Trifolium pratense (red clover) is the source of this 2865-nucleotide messenger RNA. RefSeq names its product scarecrow-like protein 6. Bases 375 to 2600 code for a protein of 741 amino acids. Gene Ontology annotation, molecular function: sequence-specific DNA binding; DNA-binding transcription factor activity. Lineage: Eukaryota; Viridiplantae; Streptophyta; Magnoliopsida; Fabales; Fabaceae. Gene Ontology annotation, cellular component: nucleus. The record is from RefSeq and is a predicted model, not a curated record. The transcript is spliced from 2 exons. Gene Ontology annotation, biological process: regulation of DNA-templated transcription.
AAAUUUAGUAGCUUACUAAAAAUAAAAAUAAAAAAAGAAGAAAGAGAGAGAAAUCACUUUACCACUUUUAUAUGCUGCACGCAUCCAUCCACAGCAGAAAACACAAGGAAGACAAGAGAAAGAAAGAAAUCCUCAUUUUAAAGCUUUUCUCUUUUUGUACUGUGCUCAUCACAACUCACAAAAACAACACAAAGAUGAGUUUUUGAAACCAUUUACAUUACACAACAAGAGAGAGAAACAAAAAACACACAAAAAAAGAAUAUAGGUGUUGUUGUGUUUUGUUGUUUGAGUGAAAAAAGAAAAACAAGUUCUUGAAGUGAAAAAGAAGCAGAAGAAGAUGAAGAAAGAGAAUGAAUGAAUCAAUGAGUUAAAAGAUGAAGGCUAUGCCCUUAUCUUUUGAAGAAUACAUAGGAAAAGGGGUGUUAGAUUUUGGUUCAAGUGUUGUUGUUGGUUCUUCAGAUUCAUUGUUAUUUCAUCAGCAGCAAGAACAAUUUCUACAAAGGUGGAGGGAAAAUUGUUGCUAUGCGGGCAUUGAGCCCAAUUCUGUUGUUGUUUUUGACCACAAAAAACCAAAUCAAGAAACCACUCCUACUUCAUCAUCAACACUGUCUUCCUCACACGGUAGCGCCGCCGGAGGCACUGGCUGUUCAGCUGAUAGCACAACCGGUGGUGGUGCCGCUGCCGCGGCAAAUACCAAAAGCAAUAUACUACAAGGUGAAGGAAGAUGUGGAAUGGAAGAUUGGGAAAGUGUGUUGUCUGAUUCACCAAGUCAAGAUCAAGAUCAUUCAAUAUUGAAAUUGAUUAUGGAAGAUAUUGAAGAUGCUUCUAUGGGAUUAAGUAAGCUUUUACAAGUUGGAACUAGUAAUUCUCAUUCUCAACAAGAUGUUGAAUUCAAUGGUUUUAGUUUUAUGGAUCAACAAAGUUCUGUUCUUGAUCCUAUUUCUUCAAAUGUUAACAACAAUAAUACCAACUUUGUAACUAGUAUUGAUUCUUCUUCUGUUGUUGCAACUACUGGUAAUACUGCUGAGAUUUGUUCUGAUUUCCCUUUUGGUAGAGUCAUGAAUCAAAACCCUAAUUUCAAUUCUUCACUUUCUCAAGGUGGUUUGUUUCAUCAGCAGCAUCAACAACAACAAAUUCAGUCUCUUGAUGAGAAGCUACCUCAAUUUGUUAUGAAUCCAAACCAAGCUCAGUUUAUGCCUAACCCUAGUUUGGUUUUUCCUUUCACAUACUCUCAGCUGCAAGAAAACCAAGAUAUUCAUCAUCAGCCACCAGCUAAAAGACUCAAUUGUGGAACUAAUUAUGAAAUUCCAAAGAUACCCUUUUUGGAUUCUGGUCAAGAGAUGUUUCUUAAGCGGCAACAACAGCAGCAGCAGCAGCAACAGCAACAUCAGCAGCAGCUUCAACUGCUUCCACAUCAUCUGCAGCAGAGGUCAAUGGCACCUAAGCAGAAAAUGGGGAACCCUGGAAGUGGUGGCGGCGAAGAUGUGUCGACUCAUCAGUUUCAGCAGGCUAUAAUUGAUCAGCUUUUCAAAGCUGCAGAACUUAUAGACGCCGGUAAUCCGGAACUCGCGCACGGGAUAUUGGCGCGGCUCAAUCACCAAAUUUCUCCUAUUGGGAAGCCUUUUCAAAGGGCUGCUUUCUAUUUCAAGGAGGCAUUAUUGCAAUUGCUUCAAUCAAAUGUCAAUAAUGGCAACAACAAUAGUAACUUUUCACCAACCGGCCUCUUGCUCAAAAUUGGUGCUUAUAAAUCAUUCUCAGAAAUCUCACCGGUUCUGCAGUUUGCAAAUUUCACUUCCAACCAAGCAUUGCUAGAAGCUGUAGAAGGUUAUGAUCGAAUUCACAUAAUAGAUUUCGAUAUUGGUUUUGGUGGACAAUGGUCUUCUUUUAUGCAAGAGUUGGCACUCAGGAAUGGUGGUGCACCUGCACUUAAGAUCACUGCAUUUGUUUCGCCCUUUCACCAUGACGAAAUUGAGCUUAGUUUCACUCAUGAGAAUCUGAAACAAUAUGCUGGUGAAAUUAACAUGUCAUUUGAGCUCGAGAUUCUGACACUCGAGUCUCUGAAUUCUGUUUCGUGGCCACAGCCACUUCGUGAUUGCGAAGCAGUUGUUGUUAACUUGCCUAUUUGCUCGUUCUCAAAUUACCCUUCAUACCUUCCUUUGGUGCUUCGAUUUGUGAAACAGCUCAUGCCGAAAAUUGUGGUGACAUUGGAUAGGAGUUGUGAUCGAACUGACGCACCAUUUCCUCAGCAUAUGAUUUUUGCACUCCAGUCUUAUUCUGGUUUGCUCGAGUCACUUGAUGCUGUUGGUGUUAAUGUUCACCCGGAUGUGCUUCAAAUGAUCGAGAAAUACUAUCUUCAACCAGCAGUUGAGAAGCUGGUUUCGGGUCGUCUACGUUCACAGGACCGAACACUUCCUUGGAAAAACCUACUCUUGUCAGCAGGGUUCUCGCCGUUGACGUUUAGUAACUUUACCGAGUCACAAGCAGAGUGUUUGGUGCAAAGGAUUCCAGGUAGGGGAUUUCAUGUGGAGAAGAAGCAGAAUUCACUCGCUUUAUGUUGGCAAAGGAAGGAUCUCAUCUCGGUUUCGACUUGGAGAUGCUGAGAGUGGAAGGAACAACCACUUGCUUGCACCUUUGAAAUCGUCAAUUAGUUGUUUUAAAAUGCAAAGGUGCUUCAUAACUUACUACUACUAUUACUACUACUACUACUUGUUUCUUUUUAUCUUUCUUUCUUGAAUUUGCCUUGGCUUUAUGAUUCAAUGCUAAUUUGUCUAUGUUUAGGAUUUGUUAUUUCCACUGAUGAUGGAAGUAAACGUAUUAUGUCUUAAUUAGCAACUGAAUGGCAAUUUAUGAUCUCUAUUAUGUGUA